Molecule: messenger RNA, 1193 nt
Organism: Anopheles aquasalis
Lineage: Eukaryota; Metazoa; Arthropoda; Insecta; Diptera; Culicidae
Gene: AlkB
Product: alpha-ketoglutarate-dependent dioxygenase AlkB
Biological process (GO): oxidative RNA demethylation
Cellular component (GO): cytoplasm; nucleus
Molecular function (GO): ferrous iron binding; oxidative RNA demethylase activity; broad specificity oxidative DNA demethylase activity
Source: RefSeq, a predicted model, not a curated record
AUGGAUGAGGAUGCCGGGUUGUUGGACCGAUUUCAAAAGUCCUUCAAAUAUUACAAGGCCAACCAACCACCACCGGAACUGCAGGAUGUCAUCCGAAUAGAUGAUGGUUCGCACGAGCGGCUGGAGCCGAUAACCCUAUCGUCCAACGGGCAACGAUUCCCCGGUCUGCUGUCCCCGGAAUGCUGGCGCACCUAUCGAGUGACCGGUCGGCCGGGGUUGCUGGUGGUUGCCAACCCUUUCACCGGAGAUGGGCAACGCUAUUGGACAGCGCGUUGUGUGGUGGAUUAUCCCGGACCCAGCAAUACCAACAUUCUCCCGCAGCAGCUAGAUGAACCACUCGGGCCAAAUGGUUGGUGGCCGCUGCUGCAAAGCUGUAGUGACCCUACGAAACGCCGGAAGCUCGCCAAGGCAUUGCGAUGGGCUACGCUUGGUUUCCACUACGAUUGGACAAACAAAACGUACGACGAUAGCAAUCGAAGCCCGUUUCCGCGUGAUCUUGGCGAUCUCGUGCGUUAUCUUGCUGCAGCGUUCGGAUACAAACAGUUCUCACCGGAGGCAUCGAUCGUAAAUUUCUAUCCGGUUGGAUCGACGCUUGCAGGACAUACUGAUCACUCCGAGGACGAUCUUACUGCGCCCCUGUUUUCGAUCACCUUCGGAAGACCGGCCAUUUUUUUAAUUGGUGGCCCCACUCGCAACGAAAUGCCCGAUGCGAUACUGCUACAAAGUGGGGACAUCAUCGUCAUGAGUGGGCCAAGCAGACAGUGCUAUCAUGCAGUUCCACGAGUGUUCUCCGUUUUGGAAGCAUCACUGCAUGAGGAACGUAGCCGAUGGCAGACACCGUGUCCUACGGCGGAGAUAGAACAGCAAAGCACCGAGGAAGGUAUGGCAAACAUUUGUAUGCGACGGUGGAAAGAAUGCCAGAGCAGCUCGUUCUGGAAUCCUAUCGAGGGGUAUCUCGAAAGUACGAGGAUUAAUAUUAAUGUUAGGCAGGUUAAACGAGUUAGUCCUUACGAUGGCGUAUGCGUUUGUUAGCCAUUAAAACCUUGUUAGGUUUUAAUGAAAAGCUAAUCUGAUUUUAAUCAAAUCAAGACGGGGCUAGCAAGGGGCUAGGGCUACCAAAAUGUGCCUAUAGUACAUUGUUUUGUUGCAGUUGUUUAAGUUAAAAUAAAACCGUUUUUGUUUUAAAAGUUCUA